AUGGGCAAGUCCGCAGGCCUGGACAGAAUCGAACUGCGUCAGUGGCUCACUCUAGUCAGCUGCGAUGAGCGGCUCGACUGUCCUGGGAGUGAGACAUUCCGUCUGACUAACAUCCGCUGGAAAGAGAUUGGGCGUGCACAAGUGGCGGCUAGCUUUUCCUGCCUUGCAUGUACGGAGGCGAGAGCAGGUGGCCGUCGGCCCUUGUUAAUGGGGUUUUACUCGGAGACUUCAGCGUGGCUUAACUCUGUACAGCAUUCGGCUAGGCAGGGAAAGGUAGCCAACACUCCCGGUACCAUGGUUUUAGAGCAGCUCUAA
This is a messenger RNA of Aspergillus niger, 315 nucleotides long. RefSeq lists its product as uncharacterized. Lineage: Eukaryota; Fungi; Ascomycota; Eurotiomycetes; Eurotiales; Aspergillaceae. The transcript has 2 exons. The coding region runs from base 1 to 315 and encodes 104 amino acids. The record is from RefSeq and is a predicted model, not a curated record.